This is a messenger RNA of Pipistrellus nathusii (Nathusius's pipistrelle), 936 nucleotides long. NCBI's taxonomy places the organism in Eukaryota, Metazoa, Chordata, Mammalia, Chiroptera, Vespertilionidae. The record is from the annotation of a GenBank genome assembly.
AUGUUCCAGAAUACCACAUCACCUUCCAUCAUUUUCCUACUAUCUGGUGUUCCUGGGCUGGAAGCCUUCCACAUCUGGAUCUCCAUCCCCUUCUGUUUUCUCUAUACAACAGCCCUCUCGGGAAACAGCCUGAUUCUCUUUGCCAUUGUCACUCAGCCCAGCCUCCACGAACCCAUGUAUUAUUUCCUCUCCAUGCUGUCCACCACUGACCUCGGCUUGUCCAUAUCCACCCUAGUCACCAUGUUGGGUAUAUUCUGGUUCAAUGCCCGGAAGAUCAGCUUUAAUGCCUGCUUGUCACAGAUGUUUUUCAUUCAACUUUUCACUGUCAUGGAAUCUUCAGUGCUGUUGGCCAUGGCUUUUGAUCGUUUUAUGGCCAUUUCUAAACCUCUUAGGUAUGCCUCUAUCUUAACUGAUCUUAAAAUAGCACAGAUUGGAGUAGCAAUCAUCAUUAGAGGGACCCUAAUACUGACUCCUAUGGUGUUGCUUCUGAAAAGACUUUCCUACUGUCGCAACUACGUGCUCCACCACUCCUAUUGUUUCCACCCAGAUGUGAUGAAGCUCUCAUGCACAGACACCAGAAUUAAUAGUGCGGUUGGAUUGACUGCCCUGAUCACCACUGCUGGAGUAGACUCAGUCUUGAUUAUCAUUUCUUAUGUUUUGAUCAUUAAGACGGUCCUCAGCAUUGCAUCCUCAAAAGAAAGGAAGAAAGCCUUCAACACAUGUAUCUCCCAUAUUGGGGCUGUUGCUGCAUUCUAUAUCCCAUUGAUCAGUUUGUCCUUUGUUCACAGAUUUGGGAAACAGGCUCCACCUUAUGUACAUACUAUGAUUGCCAAUGCCUAUCUGCUGAUCCCCCCUGUAAUGAAUCCCAUUAUCUACAGUGUGAAGACCAAACAGAUACGCAGGGCUGUGCUGAAAAUUCUCCAUGCAAAGAAUUAG